Messenger RNA from Leptosomus discolor (cuckoo roller), 741 nucleotides. The record is from RefSeq and is a predicted model, not a curated record. NCBI's taxonomy places the organism in Eukaryota, Metazoa, Chordata, Aves, Leptosomiformes, Leptosomidae.
AUGCUGGGAGGCAUUAGGGAACAGCCAGAGGAAGCUCCCCAGCCAGCCCCUCGGCACAUCUUCCAGGAGAGGCAGAGGAUCACAGGUCUGCCUCUGUACUUCCAAGGUUACCUGUCUGUCCGGCACUCAAGAUGCCAGGAAUUUAGAGUGUAUUGGACAGAACUCAGAGGAACUACGCUCUUCUUUUAUGAUGACAAGAAAGCCCCAACAUACUCACAGAAAUUAGAUAUAUCAGCUUUGACCUCAGCCACCAGUGUUUACCCAGAUGAAAGUGGCUCUGCACAUUUCAUCCUGAAGCUGUCAAAUGGAGAACUAGAACUGAAGGCUAGUGACUGUGAAUGUGGGGAAGAAUGGAAGGGGUUUAUUCUCACCGUAACAAAGCUGUCAGUUCCAUCAGAUGAGUCAUUACUACCUGGGCAGCGUACAAGAAUGCAUGAAGUGCUGGCGAAGGAAAAGGAAAGAAGAAUUACACUGAACAACUGUUCCAGUGCAUCCUUGAACAGAAAAAGCCCUCCCAGCAGUACACUGACCACUAUGCCAGCGUGCUUCUAUGCAGUGUCUCGGCAAGAAGCGAUAAAGAUGUUAGAAAAGAAUCCUUCGUGUGGGAAUUUGAUCCUUCGUCCCAGCAGCGACAGCAAGAACUACGCAAUCACUGCCCGACGUGAGCUGGAUGACCCAUGCUUAAAGCACUUCAAAGUGAUGUCCAAAGGAACAAGUUACGUUCUCGAAUUAGAAAGACAG